CCGGACAGCCCAGCACUGGGGAGGGAGCGGUGCGGGGAGGUGCAGUCCGUCCCCUAGGAGUAUCUAAGCGCAGUCACCAUCACAACGUUUGUUUUCUGUCAUAUCAGGGUCCCAGUUCCCACAGCCCGUAGAAGAGGGGAGGCCAGAAAAAGAGCGCAAGCUACCGCGUGCACCGAGGGCGCUCGCGGCCACCGAACUUGGCUGCCCCAGCCAAGCGGGCUCGUGGCCGGUGGAGAAGCGCCCGCAGCGCGCGCAGCACCUGCCGUCCUUCCCCGCCGCGGUGGGGCCGGGAGCGGCCAUUUCCUCGGGGCGUUCCAGAGCGCCCCCUUCCCAGCACCCGCUUCGUGGGGACUCGCUAGUGAGCUUCCCCUACACCUCCUCUACCCUCGUCCCCUCUCCCAGGGUCUUAUCCUCGUCCUGGGCUGGAGGGGAUCAGAGAGCUGGGGUGGCCAGAGGAAACCUGGCAGCCCGCCCGGCCCGGGCGCCUGCUCCUCCUCCGGUGGCACCGCCGGCCCCCACCCGCGCCAGACUCCGCCGCGUCUCUUCCGCAGCGUCCCCACCCUGUCGGCACCCUGCUCCAAAGCCUGCACCUGCCUCGGGGCGGGGGCACCGCGGGAGGCCAAGAGGAAGACGGGGAGGGCUUGGGAGCUCGGCGCAGCGGGUGAGCAGCCUAGUCCCGCGCCGCCGGCCCCAGCUGCCCCGGCGCCGCCCGCGCCCCGGCUGCGGCACCCAUGCGCUGUCCGCGGUGCUGACGCGGACGCCCGCCCGCCGGGCCGGGAGGGGGAGCAAACGCCCCAGCUCCCCCAGAGGCACCCUCUGCGUCCUGGCGCUGCGCUGGGAUGCAGGGCAACGGAGUGAGCGGAGGGAACUUCAACUUCGGACUGAAGCCCGAGAAUCCCGUGUCGGGGAUUCGCUAGGUGCGACCCCAGCCCUGAGACCGCAGAACGCCCUCAAGUUACACAAAGUUUCCCGGCGGCUUGAGACAAGGGAGGGAUCCCGGAGCCGAGGGGCAGGGAGGAUGAGAGAGCUCGCUGGCGAGGUGGCAGCCAGCACCGCAGUCGGACACCUUCCCGGGCGGCCCGCAUUCGCGCCUCCCCAGCGGCCCCGAGGCGUCGCCGCAGCCCGACUCUCCACCCUCCCUCCCUCCCCAGCUCACCCCUCCCCGACACCCCGCCCCGGGCGCCAGUGACUCCGCCUCUCUGUGCCGGGCGCCUCUCCGGCUGGAGCUGGGAAGGGAGCGCUUCCCUGGACUCCGCUCCGCUCCGAGGCUCCGAAGCCGACGCCGCCAGCUCAGCCCCGGGGGCGGGAGCAGGACUGCCCGCGCGGCCUGCGCCGGAGAGACGCCGAGCCGGGAACGCCUCAUGGGACGCCCCCGGGGGCCCUCUCCGCGCCCCGCUGCCGCGUCGCGGUCCUAGGCGUCCGGGCUCCACGGCCCGCCCCGCCCGCAGCCCGCGGCCUGUCCGGAGAGGAGUAUGAGGCCCGGGGCCCCGCGGACGCCGGCCACAGGGCGGCAGGGGCCUAGCUGCGGAGCCCCGCGCCCGAGGGCGGCGGGUAAGGAGUCACGGGAGCCGACGAGGCGUCGGGGCGCGGACAGGAGCGCCCCAGCCCGGGCGCCCGCUGGGCCGCGGAACCCGUGUGUGGCCUGAGCGCCGGGGAGGAGGCGGAGGCGCGCCGCCGUCCGGGCUCUGGGGGAGACGGCGAGGGGCUCCUCAGCAGCCCCUGAGCCCUGGCCACCAUCCUCACGCUCCUGCUCCCGCGGGGGGAUGUCGCGGCCCGGGCCCCAAGCGCCACCCCGGCCCCGGGGCUGAGCUCCGGACCAUGUCCUCCCGCAGCCCCCGGCCCCCGCCCCGCCGCUGCCGCCGCCGCCUGCCGCGCCCCUCCUGCUGCUGCUGCUGCUGCCGCCGCUCGCACCUCAACGAGGACACCGGCCGCUUCGUGCUGCUGGCGGCGCUCAUCGGCCUCUACCUGGUGGCGGGCGCCACGGUCUUCUCGGCGCUGGAGAGCCCGGGCGAGGCAGAGGCGCGGGCGCGCUGGGGCGCCACGUUGCGCAACUUCAGCGCGGCGCACGGCGUGGCCGAGCCGGAGCUCCGCGCCUUCCUCCGGCACUACGAGGCCGCGCUGGCCGCCGGCGUCCGCGCCGACGCGCUGCGUCCGCGCUGGGACUUUCCUGGCGCCUUCUACUUCGUGGGCACCGUGGUGUCGACCAUAGGUUUCGGCAUGACCACGCCGGCGACAGUGGGCGGCAAGGCCUUCCUCAUCGCCUACGGGCUGUUCGGCUGCGCAGGCACCAUCCUGUUCUUCAACCUCUUCCUGGAGCGCAUCAUCUCGCUGCUGGCCUUCAUCAUGCGUGCGUGCCGCGAGCGCCAGCUGCGGCGCAGCGGCCUGCUGCCCGCCACCUUCCGCCGCGGCUCGGCGCUGUCCGAGGCCGAGAGCCUGGCGGGCUGGAAGCCCUCGGUGUACCACGUGCUGCUCAUCCUGGGCCUGUUCGCCGUGCUGCUGUCGUGCUGCGCCUCGGCCAUGUACACCAGCGUGGAGGGCUGGGACUACGUGGACUCGCUCUACUUCUGCUUCGUCACCUUCAGCACCAUCGGCUUCGGCGACCUGGUGAGCAGCCAGCGCGCCGCCUACCGGAACCAGGGGCUCUACCGCCUGGGCAACUUCCUCUUCAUCCUGCUCGGCGUGUGCUGCAUCUACUCGCUCUUCAACGUCAUCUCCAUCCUCAUCAAGCAGGUGCUCAACUGGAUGCUGCGCAAGCUGAGCUGCCGCUGCUGCGCGCGCUGCUGCCCGGCGCCCGGCGCGCCCCUGGCCCGGCGCAACGCCAUCACGCCGGGCUCGCGCCUGCGCCGCCGCCUGGCCGCGCUGGGCGCCGACGCCGCGGCCCGCGACAGCGACGCCGACGGCCGCCGCCUGUCGGGCGAGCUCAUCUCCAUGCGCGACCUCACGGCCUCCAACAAGGUGUCGCUGGCGCUGCUGCAGAAGCAGCUGUCGGAGACGGCCAACGGCUACCCGCGCGGCGUGUGCGUGCACACGCGCCAGAACGGCUUCUCGGGCGGCGUGGGCGCGCUGGGCAUCAUGAACAACCGUUUGGCCGAGACCAGCGCCUCGCGGUAGGCGCCCGCGCCCGGGGCCCGCACCAGGCUGCGGCCGCCGCCCCCCGGGCUCGCUGCACUUCUCUCAGACGCUGGCGCUUUCUUAAUCUUGAUCCAAUAAAAAUGAAACCAAAAAAAAAAAAAAGAAAAAAAAGAAAAAUUUUUUUAAAGCAGAGAUACUGUUUGGCCAGGCCCGAUGUUAUCAAGGGCAGGUUAGGGGGAACCUGUUCGCCUUGGGAGCCCCCUCUUGGAGAACUGUGCCCUGCAGCGGGGAGAGAAGUGGCACCCAGCCCCAGGCCCGAUGCACGCUGCAGGAGGCACGCUGCACGCUGCAGUGAGGAGCGAGCCACCCCCGGGGUUUGGCAGCCUGGCGCUAACUCGUCUCCAUGCAUAUCAGCAGCUGGCAAAGCCACAGCCUGGGGUGCAACCUUCACGGCUCAGAAUUACCUCCUCAGCAGUUAGAGUCCUAGCCCAGCCCAGCAGUUUCCUUCUAGAGUCACAGUUUUGACAGGUGGGGGUGGGGCCAGCCAUCUGUUGCCUCCCGGUGUAUGGGUAGGGAACAGCCGCUACACACAGGGGCCGGCGGCGGCAUAGUAUUAUGCAAUGAGAUGAGACAGCACCAGCUCCGGCACUGUGGCAUUUCCCCAGAUUUGGAAAAUUGCGGUGGGGAA
Messenger RNA from Oryctolagus cuniculus (rabbit), 3760 nucleotides. It is a transcript of the gene KCNK12, whose product is annotated as potassium two pore domain channel subfamily K member 12. The record is from RefSeq and is a predicted model, not a curated record. NCBI's taxonomy places the organism in Eukaryota, Metazoa, Chordata, Mammalia, Lagomorpha, Leporidae. Gene Ontology annotation, cellular component: plasma membrane. Gene Ontology annotation, molecular function: outward rectifier potassium channel activity; potassium ion leak channel activity. Gene Ontology annotation, biological process: stabilization of membrane potential; potassium ion transmembrane transport.